Molecule: messenger RNA, 678 nt
Organism: Acaulospora colombiana
Lineage: Eukaryota; Fungi; Glomeromycota; Glomeromycetes; Diversisporales; Acaulosporaceae
Source: the annotation of a GenBank genome assembly
AUGACUGUAUCCACGAACCGUUAUUCCGCCCUGCUACAAGAGUCUACCGGCCAUGAAUCGACACCUACACUUGUCGGGCUCAGCACAUCGAAGUCACCAGGUCCACAAGCCGUUGCCUCAGUUGUCACUCAGAAUCAGUCUGUACUUUUCAAUGGUACUAAGUUCCCACCCGGAUCCAGAGCACCCAGCCUUCCAACUGGGCUGACCUGGGAAAACUUCUUCAUUAUCCACUAUCUACAAGCCGCACCACUCUCGCGCACAUUCUUGCACUCUAACGGAGAAAGAAGCUUCGCAGCCGUUUACCUAGGCGAGCACGCCAACGCCUGUGGCGAAGGUGCAUCCACUUACACCCUGCUUCCGCUUAGCCUACCACAUGUCGCCCCUCCUCAAGACUUGCAGGAUAAACUGCUCAAACUUAUCUCUGAAUCUAUCGACCCGGUUAGUGUCAAGAUAAUCAAUGACAAAUUUGGUCACAAGGCCGCGUUUGUACAAGCAAAGUCUCAAGAAGACGCGGAUAUUUUACUUAAAGCUACAUUACGACUUGAAGGGAGGCUUUUACGCCUCGAACGUGCUCGCGCACAUCGUGCACUAGCACUCUCGUUCACUCGCCCCAGUGGCAUAGUGAGCAAAAUACGAAUAAUAAGAGGAACAGACAAGUAUGUUCAAACUCAUACAAAG